Ogataea polymorpha is the source of this 1525-nucleotide messenger RNA. RefSeq lists its product as uncharacterized. The transcript has a single exon. Gene Ontology annotation, molecular function: nucleotidase activity. The coding region runs from base 519 to 1496 and encodes 325 amino acids. The record is from RefSeq and is a predicted model, not a curated record. NCBI's taxonomy places the organism in Eukaryota, Fungi, Ascomycota, Pichiomycetes, Pichiales, Pichiaceae.
GGGAAUGUGGAUUAAUUUGGUGUCGUUAUGGGCAACAGCACCUGAUUCGUUAAAGACUUCGACGCAAUAGGAAGUUGCGCAACACAUGGGCUCAUCAAAAAGAUUAAUUAGACGCAGAAGGAGCUCUCUGUACCUCAAUGACUGAGUGCAUUCACACAAGUCAAUUUUUUAAAUCUCGGCGGCAGGGUAGCCUGUGGAUCUUGCGAGUAGAACACAGCGUCAAAUGCCCCAACCUUUAGCGCCCCGGCGCCUUUCGCUAGAGUGGCGGCCAAUUGGCUUGGAAGACGAGGAAAAAAAUGUUCUCCUCCGCGCGGCUACGACGCACGUGCCUGGGAGCUAAUGCCAUCACUUCCCAAACGAGCGCACUAGGAAAAAAAAAUCCUGGUACCAAGGACUUCACCACGUUUAUGCAAUUUCGGGUAAACAGCUCGCAGCUCUGAGUCGGGGGCAAACCAUCUUCUGCAGGGCCCGGAAUCGCUUUAUAAACUCUCGAGAUCUCGUAAUUGCCUCGGUCACAAAUGCAAUUCACUUCUCUCUUCGUCCUUGCAACAUCCUUGGUUGCAGCUUCCGCUCAAAACAUCCUUCUCACCAAUGACGAUGGAUGGGCCGCUACCAACAUCAGAGCCUUCUACAGAGAUCUCAAAGCUUCCGGUCACAACGUUGUCAUGGUGGCUCCUGCUAGACAGUACUCGGGCAACGGAGGCAGAUUCAUCACUCCGACAACCUCGACCCUCACUGCCGCAGCAGUCUUCGAGUAUCCGCCAGCCGGAUCGCCAGCGUGGGGUCACGAGGAGGACGACUCGAACGUGUGGUAUUUCGACGGGUCGCCGGCCGCGUGCGUCGCGUUCGGCCUGGACUAUGUGGUUCCUAAAUACUUCAACAACAUGACGGUCGACGUUGUUGUUGGCGGUCCCAACGAAGGAAACAACCUCGGAGAAAGAGACUACGUUAUUUCGGGAACCAUCGGCGCCACAUACUAUGCCACAGAAAGAGGCUAUCCGGCGAUUGCGUUCUCGGGAGCAAACUCCAACAAUUCAUUCUUCAAGGACAACCUCGACGAGGACCCGGACCACGCCCCUAACAUUUACUCCAAGUACGCGAUCCAGGUGCUCGAGGCUCUGGCCAAAGGCCACGGCGACGGGGACCGUCUGCUGCCAGAGUCGUACGCGCUGAACGUCAACUUCCCUGCCGCCGGCUCCGACAUCAACGCCUCGUGCAGAGAGCUCACGUUCAGACACACGCGGUUCACCGGCUCUAAGAGUCUCGCGUACAAGGUGGAGUACGACCACACGGCAGAAAACAUGAAGCAGACGACGCUGGCCACCUCCGCGGUGCAGAACUGUGCUGCCGGCGACUGCGAGCUGCCAGACGAGUUCACCAUCAUCAACAACGGCAAUUGCGAGGCCACGAUCUCCGUGUUCGCAAUCGACCUCGACGCGGGCGAGCAGCUCACCGAGCAGACGCUGUCGUUGUUUGAGUCUGUGCUGGAAAAAUAGAAUAUUUUAAAUCAAUAAAAUAAAUAAUC